ACGAAGGAGCACAUCCGGAGACCUAAACCAGACGUGACGGGCAAAGGGGAGCGCGAUGGCGGCGUCGCUGGGGCGGCUCAGAUCCGCCAUCUACGACAAGGAGGAGAGGAAGACGCAGUACCAGUCGCACAUCCGGGGGCUUAAUGCAUACGAUCGCCACAAGAAGUUCAUGAAUGACUAUGUUCAGUUUUAUGGCCAUGGGAAGAAUGUUGAUAACAGUUUACCAAUCAAAACUGAUAAAGAUACACUGAGAGAAGGAUACAGAUUUAUUCUUUCUGACGAAGAUGAUGUGGAUUCUACCUGGGGGAAGAGGCUAGUCAAGCGUUACUAUGACAAGCUUUUUAAGGAGUAUUGCAUUGCUGACAUGUCCCAGUAUAAAAAAGGCAAGAUUGGAUUGAGAUGGAGAACAGAAAAGGAAGUGAUAUCUGGAAAAGGGCAGUUUAUCUGCGGCAAUAGGAAGUGUGAUGAAAAUGUUGGGCUGGGUAGUUAUGAGGUGAACUUUUCUUAUAUCGAAGCAGGGGAGCAGAAACAAGCACUUGUGAAGUUGGUAGCUUGCAAGAGAUGUGCAGAAAAGCUUGCCCAUAAGAGGCAAAAAGAGAAAGAAAAGGAAAUGAAACUUUCUGCUGAAGAGGACCUGAAAGAAAGGGACAAGAGAAAGAGAGAACAUGACGACGAAAGUGAAGAUACCACAGAAGACGAAUCAUCAAAGAAACGUAGCAGAAAGAAAAAAGAUCUCAAAGGGACUUUGAACAGGAAAGUGGGCAACAAAGAUGACGACUUUGAGGAGUUUCUCGAAGGCAUGUUCCCGUGACCCGGCGAAAAAGAAAACUGGCACCAUAUGUUAAUAUUGAGCGUGAAGGCUGUUGAUAUUGAACAUGACUUAUAAUCUGUUGUUGCCUGGAAAUAUCAUAAGGUGUAUCACUCAGUUGUAUUUUUAUGCCUCCUGUAGUCUUGUA
Molecule: messenger RNA, 956 nt
Organism: Lolium rigidum
Lineage: Eukaryota; Viridiplantae; Streptophyta; Magnoliopsida; Poales; Poaceae
Product: protein FRA10AC1
Exons: 11
Coding region: 56-811 (251 amino acids)
Biological process (GO): dephosphorylation
Molecular function (GO): phosphatase activity
Source: RefSeq, a predicted model, not a curated record